This is a messenger RNA of Cuscuta europaea, 536 nucleotides long. The record is from the annotation of a GenBank genome assembly. Lineage: Eukaryota; Viridiplantae; Streptophyta; Magnoliopsida; Solanales; Convolvulaceae.
UGGCUUCACAUUUGCAUCAACACUGACCGGACUUCACUUUGGCACCACUACAUUGAUGACGGUUAUCCUGAAGAGACUUGGGUAUAUACAGGAAUCCAGUCUUCCAUGGUCUGAGCGUCUAAGAUUUGUAUUAUUUGCCAACUUGUCAAUUGUUGGAAUGAAUGUGAGUUUGAUGUGGAACUCUGUAGGGUUCUAUCAGAUUGCGAAACUAAGCAUGAUACCUAUCUCGUGUUUAUUGGAAGUGGUGUUGGAUGGUGUGCGUUACUCGAGGGACACCAAGCUAAGCAUUUUGUUAGUUCUCCUUGGUGUUGCUAUCUGUACAGUUACAGAUGUGAGUGUAAAUGCAAAAGGUUUUAUUGCUGCCUUCAUUGAUGUUUGGAGCACUGCAUUGCAGCAGUAUUAUGUACACCAUCUUCAACAAAAGUACACCCUCGGAUCUUUCAACUUGUUAGGGCAUACAGCACCUCUGCAGGCUGCAUCUCUGUUGUUGUUGGGUCCCAUCGCAGACAAAUGGUUGACUGAUAAGAGUGUGGCGG